AUGUAUCGGAAGUUGUCUAAGUUAGAACACUCGGAAAUAAAACAACUUCUUACAGAAGCUAAUAUAGAUGUUGCAAAGCAUUACGCAACAAACAAAAAAGCACUCGCUGACUUCAUUAAAGACUACAAUGGUGAAAUAACUUAUGAUAGAAUUCAUGAGUUCAUAAAGCCGCAACGCGGCGAGGACGAAGUCCAUGCAAGAACUUUUCCUUUAAAUGACGUUGCUAUUGACUUAUAUCAUAGACGUUCAGUACCUCAUGAAGUAAGGCGUGAAAUGUUUGACAUAACAAAUGCAAACGUUGGUGAAACAAGAAGAGCUGUACCACAUGAAGUAAGGCGUGAAAUGUUUGACAUAACAAAUGCAAACGUUGGUGAAACAAGAAGAAGAGACGACACACUGAAACAACAGAGAAGAGAGAUGUUUAAAAGUGCUAUAGAACAAGUUCGCAAAGCUAAUGAUGUCAUUCGUUCCAUUGACGACAAACCAAAAGAAGGUGAGAGAUGGUUAAAGAAAGAUGAAGAGAAUAGGAAGAGAAAUGUGAAGUCAGGCAAUAGACUCAUUGACUUUAACAUCGAAGCUUUAGAUGAACCAAACAGAGACUACUUACACAAACAUUUCGGUAAGGUUUUCAUGAGACUCUUAGAGAAAAUUAAAAUAAACUCACAACAGAGAUGGAUGGUAUGUUAUAAACUUGGUGGAAAGUAUGAAUGUUCUACGUUAAACCUCAAUAAUAUUGGAACAUUACUACAUCAGCUCUUGAAGGAGAACUUUAUAUCAGAGAUAGAAGCAAAUGCCGCAGGUAUUGUUGAAAUGCACUAUGACUUCUUCUUGACAAACAUAAAGAAUCUUACCGAAAUAAAGAUGUAUGAUUUAACAGAAUAUGAAGGCUUAACGAUGUCAGAUGUAAAGAAAGGCAAACCAAAAAAGAGACCAUAUAGAGAUGAAAGCACACUGACAAAUGACCAGAAAGCCAUUUUGGAAGCUCUUAAGCAAACAGGAAACCCAGCACUUAUAGAAAGCUUUUGGAAAGAUAAUG
This is a messenger RNA of Trichomonas vaginalis G3, 1036 nucleotides long. RefSeq names its product organellar and viral DNA polymerase type B. The annotation marks the transcript as partial. Lineage: Eukaryota; Parabasalia; Trichomonadida; Trichomonadidae. The record is from RefSeq and is a predicted model, not a curated record. The transcript has a single exon.